Molecule: messenger RNA, 561 nt
Organism: Arabidopsis arenosa
Lineage: Eukaryota; Viridiplantae; Streptophyta; Magnoliopsida; Brassicales; Brassicaceae
Source: the annotation of a GenBank genome assembly
ACACAAAAGAAAACAAAAUUGUUAAAACUCUCAAAAAGUGGAAAAUAUGAGGAACAUUACUGCUACAACCCGAACAAUGUUACUGCUUGUGAUUACAAUUUUGAUGGGGAAUGCGUAUCAUGGAGAAGCCAUAGCAUGUCCGCAGGUAAACAUGUACUUAGCACAAUGUUUGCCUUAUCUAAAAGCCGGAGGAAAUCCGUCUCCGAUGUGUUGCAACGGACUUAAUAGUCUAAAAGCCGCUGCGCCUGCGAAAUCCGAUAGACAAGUAGCUUGCAAUUGUUUGAAGAGUGUAGCUAAUACAAUCCCUGGAAUUAAUGAUGAUUAUGCCAAACAACUCCCUGCUAAAUGUGGUGUUAAUAUAGGAGUCCCUUUCUCUAAGACUGUGGACUGUAACAGCAUAAACUGAAAAGAAGACUUGAAUACCAACGGCCAUGCAGCUACGAUAAAGUGGAUAUCCUAAAAGACCAAAAGCAACAAUUUCUAGUAUAUAUCUUCUGAUCAUAUGGUUUAUAGAUGUAAAUAUAUCAUAUAGUUCUUGCCAAAUAAAAUGUGAUAUUCCCA